This is a messenger RNA of Alosa sapidissima (American shad), 1236 nucleotides long. Its product is annotated as protein ADP-ribosylarginine hydrolase-like. The transcript has 4 exons. NCBI's taxonomy places the organism in Eukaryota, Metazoa, Chordata, Actinopteri, Clupeiformes, Clupeidae. The coding region runs from base 147 to 1232 and encodes 361 amino acids. Gene Ontology annotation, biological process: protein de-ADP-ribosylation. The record is from RefSeq and is a predicted model, not a curated record. Gene Ontology annotation, molecular function: ADP-ribosylarginine-[protein] hydrolase activity; magnesium ion binding.
AGGUGACCCCAGUGCAUAGCCUAUGGAAGGCGAAUGCAACCAGUAGGUGGCGAUGACAUUACUGUCCCUCCCUAUGAUUAGACAUUCUGUGGCGGGACUGUCGAGGUCUGUAAGGAACAGAAUCAUUUUUAAAAGGCAAGCUGAGCAUGGCUGAGAAAUCCCCUCUCCAGGAAAGAUACCAAGCCUGCUUGAUUCUGAGUGGAGCUGGAGAUGCACUAGCGUACAACCGUGGCGACUGGGAAUUUGAGUCAAAUGGUGAAAAAAUCCAUAAGGAGGUAGCAGCGAGAGGGGGCUUGGAGAACCUGGAUGUUAAGGAGUUUCCAAUCAGUGAUGACACUGUCAUGCACCUUGCAACAGCUGAAGCCUUAGUGGAGACUGGAAAAGACGUAUCAUUAAAAGACUUGUAUGGCACCUUGGUCAAAAAGUACAUACAGUGUAUGAAUGAUAUGUCUGGCAGGGCCCCAGGUUUCACAUGCAUUGAUAGCACUGCCCAAUUAGCGGCAAACCAGGCGGGAGACUGGAGGAUCCCUUUCAGCAAAGUUGGUGGGGGCUGUGGUGCUGCCAUGAGGGCCAUGUGUGUGGGUCUGCGCUUCCCCAGGCCUGAGCAGGAGCGCCUCCUGGUGGCCGUGAGUGUGGAGAGCGGCCGCAUGACCCACCACCACCCCACGGGCUACCUGGGGGCGCUGGCCGCUGCGCUGUUCACAGCCUACGCGGUGAGGGGCGCACCACAGGUAGAGGCCUGGGGCCAGGGUCUGAUGAAGGUGCUGGAGAAGGCCAAGGAGUAUGUGCAGCAGGAGGGGUAUUGUGUUAAAGAAAACCUGAAACAUUGGGACUACUUCGGGGACAGCUGGAGAAAAUACCUUCAGCGUAGAGGAAUCCUUGAAGGGACUGGCAAAGCCCAGUUCCCAGAUGACUAUGGAGUGACGGCGAGGGAGGAUUUCUACAGGUCAGUCAGCUACAGGGCAACAGGCGGUGCCAGCGGACACGACGCACCCAUGAUCGCCUACGACGCACUGCUGCGAGCUGGGGACUCGUGGACUGAGCUGGCCAAUCACGGCUUCUUCCACGGAGGUGAUAGUGACUCCACUGCUGCCAUUGCUGCUGCCUGGUGGGGUGCCCUCUAUGGGUUUCACAACGUGCCCCCCAAAAACUACCAAAAGCUUGAGUACUACAGCCGCCUAUCUAACGUGGCAGAUGAGCUUUACAAGCUGAGGGGUUUGCCACUCUCAUGAUGUG